Tauraco erythrolophus (red-crested turaco) is the source of this 1458-nucleotide messenger RNA. The record is from RefSeq and is a predicted model, not a curated record. Lineage: Eukaryota; Metazoa; Chordata; Aves; Musophagiformes; Musophagidae.
AGGACGCAGUAUUUCGGUCUGCAUGGGAAGACGGGCCAUUUGGUGACGGCGGAGAGGAUCGACAGAGAGCAGCUGUGCGAGAGGGUUCGGCAAUGCGUGCUGCGCUGUGAGGUGAUAGUGGAGGGGGAAAUGAAGUUUUACGAAAUAGAAGUGGAGAUUAUGGACAUUAACGACAACGCGCCCAACUUCCGCGAAGCAGAGACAGAACUGAGAAUGAGCGAGGACCGCGCCUGGGCCGGAUCGCGAUUUCCUCUCCGGAACGCUCAUGACCCGGACUCUGGCCCGAAUUCCCUGCAGAGCUACGAGCUGAGCGGCGACGAUCACUUCUCGCUGGCCGUGCAGACGGGCCCCGGCGGGGCUCAGCGUCCCGAACUGGUGCUGGUGAAGGCGCUGGACCGGGAAGAAGCGGCGUUGCACGAGCUGGUGCUGAGGGCGAGCGACGGCGGAGAGCCGUCGCGGACGGGCACGGCGCGGAUCCGCGUGUUGGUGCUGGACGCGAACGACAACGCGCCCGUGUUCAGCCAGGCGGAGUACGCGGUGCGUGUGGAGGAGGACGUGCCCGUGGGCUCCACCCUCGUCAGCGGGUCUGCCACUGACGCCGACGAGGGUCUGAACGGGCACGUGAAAUACAGUUUCCAUAAAAUUUCAGACCGAUCAUCAGAAAUGUUUCAUUUGGACUCUGAAACUGGAGAAAUAUCCCUUAAGGACAGUUUGGACUUUGAGAAAAUCUCCUCACAUGAACUGGAAGUGCAGGCACAUGACGGAGCAGGGCUCUUCGACACAGCAAAAGUCACGAUUAUGGUGACAGACGUGAAUGACAACGAGCCCGAAUUGACUGUGUCUUCAGCACUGAGCGAAAUCUCGGAGGACGCCCCGCACGGCACUGUGGUGGCCCUGCUGCACGUGCAGGACCGGGACUCGGGGGCCAACGGCGAGGGGCGGUGCUCGCUGGACGGGGGCGGCCCGUUCCAACUGCGCAGCUCGCGGGGCAGCUACUACAGCGUGGUGACGUCGCGGGAGCUGGACCGGGAGGAGGUGUCGGAGUACAACGUGACGGUGCGGGCGGCGGACGGCGGGUCGCCGUCGCUGCGGAGCAGCGCGGUGGUGGCGCUGCGCGUGCUGGACGUGAACGACAACGCGCCGGUGUUCGCGGAGGCGCGGUACAGCGCCCGCGUGGCCGAGAACAACGCGGCGGGCGCGCUGGUGCUGCGGGUGCGGGCGACGGACGCGGACUGGGGCCAGAACGCGCGCGUGCGGUACCGGCUGGGGGAGGGUCGCGUGCGGGGCGCGGCGCUGUCGUCGUACGUGUCGGUGGAGGCGGAGACGGGCGCGCUGUACGCGCUGCGGUCGUUCGACUACGAGGAGGUGCGCGAGGUGGGGCUGUGGGUGCGGGCGGAGGACGGCGGCGCGCCGGCGCUGAGCAGCAACGUGUCGGUGCGGCUGGAGAUCGUGGACGAG